Molecule: messenger RNA, 4854 nt
Organism: Ectocarpus sp. CCAP 1310/34
Lineage: Eukaryota; Phaeophyceae; Ectocarpales; Ectocarpaceae
Source: the annotation of a GenBank genome assembly
AUGGAACCCCUAUUGUCGUGCCAUGACACAGGAACGACCGCAAUCACAGGCGAAGAGCACAACCGGCAAGAAAUAGAACUGGGGCCGUUGCCUUUCGCACCUUGUAUCACAAAGCCGCCUGUACUAGCGUGCGACCACGCUGAAGGGGUGGUUGACGGUCACGACCGUCCAUUGUACGCCGUCGACGACGUCCUCAACUCCUCAGUGCUACACCACUGCGCUUCGAGGUUCAUCACCAAACUCGCCGACUCUGUCCUCAGCGUAUCAUGCGCUUUGCCCAACCGAGACUUGCUCACGGCCGACGCCAAGCUUACCAAUUGUGACGCGGUGAGGCCGUUGUUUUCAAACUAUCCUGGCGACAAUAGCAACCUCCUCAAUAGCCUUGUUUUGCAACGAGAGGGUUUCAAGAGUACUGCGCCACACCGAUUGCGGCCAAAGAAAACUUUUUUUUUGGGAGAGUUCCCGGCAGAGCUGAAAGAGGCCACGUGGGUUGAGGUGUUGGCGGCGAGCCCUGUCAGGCUAAGCGGGACUAUAAUCGCCCUGGAACAGCUAAAAGUUGGUCGUGUGCCUGGUUCAGCCAAGAGCAUGGACAACGCCACGGAGAGGAUUCGGACAGACAGGGUAGCGGUGAUGUCAACGGCGCCGAUGACGACGACGGCGCACUGCCUCCUCAAAUGGUGUCUGACUUUUUACGAUGAAGGAUUGUUCGUGGCAGCCUUUUUUGAUCUCUUUCCGCACGGAAUCGGGGGGCACUUGGACGAAAGAAGGAGGUAUAUGAGUUUCCAGGAGUGGGCGAAAAUUUUACUGCGGCAACGUGAUCCGCGCUUCAGGAAGCACAAGAGCUUUUUGUUCUGUGUAUGGGCGCUUAUUUUCAGACGAGAAGCCAUCAAGAACGCUCGUUGGAAACUAACUGGCAGGAUGUCCAGGCGCACAGCCGAAACGCUUGCUACAAUUACCCCGGAGGAUUUGGCUGCUGCUGCGAAGGAAAUGGAGCAGGGCAGCAGUGUUUGGUCUGCCUUGGCCAACCGUAAUGCUGUUCGCACGUUGCUCACGACCAUGGAAUCCGUGCACGCCGGCUCAUCGUGGACCAUCUACAACAAAAGGUCGACAAGGAUGAUCGCCAUCUCCCUUAUUAUGCAGAUUGGACAACCGCUGUGGUGGAUGACGAUUGGCCCUGCUGAUACAAAGAGCCCCAUCCGCCUUCGACUGGUAGCGAGCGACCCCGUGGCUUCCGCUCUCUUGUACCACUCGGUCACCGACGCGGUACUCACCUGCCUGCUUCGAUUCGAUGCGCGUGAUGGAGAUGGGGGAGUACUUGAGCGCGUCAAAGGAUAUCUGGGCAUGACCAAAGAACAACGCCGCCUUAUGCUCCAUUUCCAUGUCCUGGUAUGGGUGUACGGUUUCAACGACUUUUCCAGCUUUCGCGAUCUUAUGGACAAGCGUCCGGAGAAGUACAACAAGCUUGCUCGGUUCUUGGAACGAGUCAUCUUCAACCAAGUCGUCUCUUUCGCGAAUGUCAACCUCGCCAUGCACGGACACGACCACACGCCCAGAGCUUCGAGCGAACCCGAACCGGAGAACGUCUCUGAUCCACUCCAUGCUUUCCCCGUCGAGCGUUGUUUCGUCCACGACGACAGCUACCCCCGUUUCAUGUACCUCGACCUUGCGGAACUGGUUCCUGGGGCGCAGUUACACCGCUGCCAACCAACUUGCCACAAAUUCAACAACAGGGACAAGUGCAGGUUUGGGUAUGGAGACAAGGGCAAAUCUUUCGAGCAGGAAACUACCGUGGUCAGGGGUCCCUGUACGUUCCACACCAACGGCAGCAUGACCAUCAACGGAGUUGACGCUUUCAACGAGUGCGUCUCUGCAUCUUCUGAGCCCGAGUCCGACCGCUUCACGGCCACCUUGCGCCUUCUCAGCACCCACAUCAACCCCUACAACCCCAUCAUCCACUUCCUCAUUCGUUCCAACAUGGACUUGAACGUUAUGCUCCGAGAUUCCGACGCGAGGGGACUGCUUUACUAUGUGCUUCAUUACUCGACGAAAUCGGAGCAAACGUUGGACGUGUUGUUGCCACUACUCUUGCCGGUCGUACAACGAAUAAGAGACCAUAACGAAGGAGAGCCGGCCAAAGAGACGGCGGUGCGACUCGUGAGAUCUUGCCUUUGCAAGCAACUCACAAGCCUCAACAUUGGCGGGCCGGCUGCAGCGAGCAAGGUUUUCGGCUUGCCUGAUGCCAAAAUCUCACACACCACAGUGCCCUGCCCAAUGGGGCCGUUGCUUGCAUGGGCAUCGUCUAGAGACACUCCAGAUGAAGAACCCGACGAUGGCGACUCCACCAGCGGAGACGACCAAGAGGACUCUGGCGAUGAAGCAUCGGAUGAUCAGCACGGAGUUGUCGUAUCGGUUGUAGGUGGUCGCCUGACGGUGAACCAAUGGGCUCACGUUCUCUACCUCCACCGGUGCUCCCCUGAAGAUACAGAGCAUGCCCUGCACGGUAUGUCGUACGUCUCGUGGACCAGACUCGUUCGUACUGAGCGUUACACACCAUUCAAGAAAGCAUACAACUGUCGCCAGAGGGUUAUGCGCCAGGGACCUGUCAUGGUCAACAUCAUGCGGGACAUUCCACGUUCCGACACCAAGCCCGAAGCUCACUGCCGCCUCCUUCUGUGCAUAUUUGUGGCACUCUUUGAGCUAGAAGACCUCAAACGUGUUGGAGACUCCUGGACGACCGCCAUGGCUAACGUGGAACAGCAUGACAGGUGGGACAAGCGCACAAAGCCAUUCCGACUAAACAUCGCUGGCAUGCUGCGACAGCGAAUCGCUGCCGACGAAGAGAGGGCUUACAGGGAGGAAGAGGAAGCUUUCGUUUCGGGCAGUAGUGGGCAGGGGAUGGAAAUGGGAUCGGACGGUGAGGAUGAGAUUAUCCUUAACGACCUCGGCGGCGACGACGACGACGACCAAAGCGUCUUUCUCGUCACAAAGCAGGGAAUUCUCAUGCAGGCUUUUGUCCACGACGCUCAUGAUGCUUUCGUGUCGGCCGGGCUUCGCGGCAACGACAGCCAGGCGGCUACGCGAGACGUUAUGUGCUGGUUUGUCCCAGUCGAGUGUAAGAGCAUAAAUGCCAGACGAGACCGGAACAACCAAGAGGUAGCUCGCACGGACAUAGGAGCAGCAGCGCCUUCUCAGCACCCCGUGGCCUUCCGAAUUGCCCAGGAAUUCGGCUUAAACCGCGAGCAGAGGCUUGCCUUUUACAUUUUCGCCAACGGUAUAUUUGCCAAGAAGCGGUCGCCUCACUCGCCCAUCGAGGAGGGCGGAAUGCUCGCCGUUGCAUUUCAGGGAAAACAAGCUGCUUCUGUUGGAGGAACCACCAUCCAUUCCGUCUGCAACGUACCUGGUAGAAAAGGUUCCGGGGGCAAAGACCACGACGAUCAGAAAGGACUCACCGAAGACCAGGCUCUAUCUUGGGAGGGCAAAAGCGUGUUAGCUGUAAAGGAGGCUUCCAUGGUGGGCUGCGAGAUGGAGCUGGCGCUUGACAAAGCUGCUUGUAAAGUGUUCCCGAUGCACAAGGAUAAACCUUUCGGAAACAUGGUGGCUGUUUUCUGUGGGGACUUCAAUCAGCUCAGGUUCUUGCACUCCAGGUCCACGUACAGCGAUGUUAUCAAGUUCAACACACGCGUCUUGAACGGCACACCUGGGUUGAGUGCGGCCGACUGUUACGACGGAAAGGUCAUCACUCUCCGAAAUAAGGUAACCACAGCUCUUACCAUGCCCACGAUGCGAACGUGGUGCCAAUCCCGAGGUACUACUCUUUUCAUCUCGUCUGCCACGGAUGAAUUCGUCGGGGAUGAGGGUGGUGGCCGACCAAAAGAGACUCCGCAAGCAGGGGCCGCUUGGCCUCCAUGCCUCAGGAACGAGGUGAAUUCCCUCGACGAUACGAAAACGAAAGACCUUCCGCGACAACUUUGUCUCGCUGUCGGCGUCCCUAUCGUCGUCCACAAGAGCCCGCAGCACGUCCUCUUGGGAGUCUGCAGCAACCGUGAUGGUAUCGUUCGGGCCAUUGAGCUAGACCAGCGCGAGCAGAUCCAAAACCAUGAUGGCGGCUACAGGGUGGUUCACCUCAAGCACCUCCCUGUUCGGGUAUUCGUCCACAUCGAAUCUAUGGACGACUCUGGCCUCAAACUGCCAGGUUUCCCGCGUGGGGUCGUCGCCUUCGGCCCGAUCGAGCGAAACGUUGUUCUCACUGGAAAGAACGGCCGAAACUUCACCAUCAAACGGCGACAACUUCCGCUUACGUCCGGUUGCCUGUCGUCCGUGCGAGUUAUUCUUGAUCUACGGAAGCCACCUGGACCUCGUGUCGACCCUGCCUCCUUGUACGUGGCGCGCUCUCGAGCGAAAUCGCUCAACGACACCUACCUUCUCUUCCCCGUCACGCUUAACGACCUGUCUCGCCCACGCGACGCGGAUGUUGUUGCUCUCAUCGACUGCCUCCGCCGUCUUGCAAAGGACACUCUCAACGCGUUCACGUCUGACCCAUCAACCUUCAUCCCGUCAGCCACGUCUUUGCCCACGGACAGUGACUACGACUCCGGCGAAAACGACGGAGGGAGAGGGUCCGGGUGGUUGGGGGGGGCAUCGAGAAGGAGGCAACUACAGCCGGCGCACCUCAUGCCGAACAGCGCCAACAAUUGCUUCUUCAACUCCGCCAUCGCUUUGUGCCUUGCGGUUUUCGACGGCCACACUCCACCCAACUUUUCCGAUUGCACCCCUGCUGCCACAGCAUUCUGUCCAGCGAUUCGUCUCGUCAAGGACAACAUGCUCAGCGGCGCCCCAAUGCCGGAGCACAUAUAA